Fonsecaea multimorphosa CBS 102226 is the source of this 2040-nucleotide messenger RNA. RefSeq lists its product as uncharacterized. Lineage: Eukaryota; Fungi; Ascomycota; Eurotiomycetes; Chaetothyriales; Herpotrichiellaceae. The record is from RefSeq and is a predicted model, not a curated record. The transcript has a single exon. Bases 1 to 2040 code for a protein of 679 amino acids.
AUGAACUAUUACACCAACCCGGCUCCUGUAUGUACGCCGCUAGCGUCUGCUGCACGACAAACGAUGGCUGUUACGGUCCCUGCCAAACGUGGCUACGUUGUCAGUGCUGCUCCGCCGGGCUCGAGGAUCCACGGACAGCAAGCUCUUUCGCCUGAACAUGUCACUUUCCAGCGAGUCGACCCUCGCUUGGUCUUUGCUGUCCCGCCUCCCUCUCAAACACUGCCGACUCCCCCAUCCGCAGAAUCACAAGAUGCGAAGAGGCGGCGAUUCAAUGGCAACGGCGUUUAUCUGCCAGCUCGUGAAGUUUAUCCUGAAGCAUCAUACUCUUAUGCCCAUUCCCCCACCACCGGUGGUGUAUAUGCCCGUCAAGAAGUCCUGCAGCACCCCCAACAGAUCCCCAUCCAACAUGUCCAAGUUGCCAAUCCGCAGAUGGUGUCACCUCCUCGAGCAGCAUACCCUCGCCCACCACAGCUGCAACCUAUACGACCACCCCCUCCUCAUCAGAGAAACCGACCGAGUGUAGCUUUGCCUCCAAUAGAGACAAUGGUUACGCAGACUCCAGUCAAGACGCCGUCCACGCAAUCUCAGAGUUCUGGAGUCGAAGCCAUGAUUAUGUCCAUCCCAGUGUUGAACAAAAUCAAAGUCCUCUCUCAGAUCUCGGGUCCGUUGCCGGCACCAGGUCUCACAUCUCCUAAACCAGAAGUUCGAGGGGCCAUUAUUGCCGUUGAGGGCAUGGACGCUGCCAGUGUCGAGAGCAUGACCAACUCUCUUGCUGAGCAGUUAGAGAAGGAGGGCAAGUUUGCCGUGAGGAUAUUUGGAGGACCAGAUCCAUACUCUACGAUGCGUGACGCAAAGGCCGUUCACGGUGGAGGGAAGAAGAGAGGCAUGACCCCAGAUGCGUAUUUGGACAUAAUGAGUCAGUGGCACAAAAUCAACAAGGACAUGGUCGAGUAUAUUACUUCGAGGCCUGGGUCUGGAUCGCAGUCAUACCCCAUUGUGCUCGACCAGCACGACGAGGACCAUCCUAUGGCUGAAGCGGAAGAUCACCAUCAGCCACCGAUGCCGUCUGAGGGAAGCCUACAUGAAGGAAACGCAUCUCAAUCAUCUAGUGCGAUACAGGAAGGGAGGACAGACCAGCUUGACUCAGCAAUUUCACCCAAGACCCUCAGCAAGGCUGCAGAUAUGUCCAUCAACUCGCCUUUCGUCAACCCGGUCGGACAUAAGGGCAGGAGCCAGAGUACACCGGGCAUGUGGGCUAACAAAGGAUUGACACCAAGCGAGUUGGACUCGCGAGCAACACAAUCGCUGCUGACCUUCCCACGCCCUCUUAACUCGAAGCGCAUUCCCCCUCCACCAAGCACACCUCCGCCAUGCACGCCUCCGCCUCCGGCCGCAGCCAGUCUGUCACGAAUUCCACCUCCUCUGCCAGCAUCUUCGGUGCCUCGUCCAGCAUCUGUUCAGCCACUGCCAACUGCAACCCCCCCUUCGCCAACCUCUUGCACCAAUCCCAGCGGAGCCAUACCUAUUGCUAUCGUUCCACAUUUCCAACUGACCACUGUCGAUGCGAGCUCCAUCAGUAUGCCUAUAAACGACGGCUUCUCCCCGCCCGCUCACUGGCAGUGGUUCGCCACACUGUGGCGAGGAAGCAUUGGACCAGACGUCACUAUCAUUAUAAGAGGCGUAGAUGAAGAGCCUGCGGACGGUGUGGACGUUGUCAAACAGAUACCAAUACAAGGUACCCAUGCCAGUGUCGCGAGCGGCGCUCAUGGAAACACGGGCGUUAGCAGGGAUAGAUUGUCAAGCGUGGCUUCAUCGCAAUCCCAUACUGGAGGAACAGGAGUAGAGAUUCGAUUGCAAGACUCUAGGGCGGUGAUCGUGAAGACUGGUAUAGCAGGAGUCAACACCUCGUUGGCAGCUGGUGAAGAUCCGAAGGGGACAAACAAGACACUAACAGCGGCACAGCAGGCCAAGGAGAUGGAAAAUUGGGACAAGGCGAAGAGGAGGGUUGGCUUUGAGGUGGAAGAAUUCUUGCGAAGAUAA